Molecule: messenger RNA, 4308 nt
Organism: Anastrepha ludens (Mexican fruit fly)
Lineage: Eukaryota; Metazoa; Arthropoda; Insecta; Diptera; Tephritidae
Gene: Fmr1
Product: fragile X messenger ribonucleoprotein 1 homolog
Exons: 13
Coding region: 544-2625 (693 amino acids)
Biological process (GO): anterograde axonal transport; central nervous system development; regulation of dendrite morphogenesis
Cellular component (GO): dendritic spine; neuronal ribonucleoprotein granule; membrane
Molecular function (GO): translation regulator activity; protein homodimerization activity; mRNA 3'-UTR binding
Source: RefSeq, a predicted model, not a curated record
UGUCGUCUCCCCUUUGUCUGUUCAUUCGCCGUUGGUCGUCGCUCGACGUAUAGAAAAGAUCUAACGAAAAUUUAUGAACUUGCAGUAAAAUUCAAUAAAUUAAAAACAAAAAAUAGUAAAAAUAGAAGAAAUUGAUUAAUUAACGUCGGAAAACGGUAAAGGAGCGGCAAGCAACGAAAAGAUUGAAAAUAAUUACAGGAAGAAGGAUAAAACUAUACGGAAAACAAGGAGCUGAGUGUUUAUAAUUAAGUGGAAGAGAAGAAGAGUAUAAAAGCAGAAAAUCGAAAGACUGAAGCAAGUUGAUAUAAGCCAAGCCAGGAGGAGGUGCGCAAGUUAAUAGCGCUCCACCACAAUAGUAGGAGGAUAUAAUCAGGGAAGGAGAGCUACGCUUAAAACUUCUAUUUGCCUAAUUUGGACUGUUCACCUCGUACAUCAUUCACAUAACGUACAUCCUUGAAACUUCAUUCAUCAAUUUAAUUUUUGGUCGCAAUUCACAAAAUUGCAUUACAUUAAAGCUUGAAAGGCAAGGAAUACGGUAGCAAAAUGGACGAUUUAAUGGUCGAAGUGAGGCUCGACAAUGGCGCCUAUUAUAAGGGUAUGGUGACUGCAGUGUGCGACGAUGGCGUGUUUGUAGAAGUUGAUGGCUGUCCCGAGGUACAAAAAUAUCCUUUCUCAAAUGUGCGCUUCCCGCCAGAAGAGAACGAGAAUCCGCCCACCUUUGAGGAAGGCAUGGAAGUGGAAGUGUUUACCCGUUCGACGGAGCGCGAGUCCUGUGGCUGGUGGAUUGCUUCCAUAAAAAUGAUAAAGGCUGAGAUCUGCGCUGUUGCGUAUAUUGGCUUCGAAACACCGUACACCGAAAUCUGCGAACUUAAGCGUUUACGCCUUAAAAAUCAAAAUCCGCCAUUGACGUCCAAGUCAUUCUAUCAGUUCUCAAUACCCGUACCCGAGGAAUUGCGACAGGAAGCGCAAAAGGAUGGUAUUCAUAAGGAAUUUCAGCGUACAAUAGGUGCCGGAGUGUGCGUAUACAAUCGUGACUUGGAUAGUCUGAUUGUGAUUUCAAAAUGGGAAUACACUCAGAAACGAGCCAGCAUGUUGAAAGAUAUGCAUUUUCGCAAUUUAGCACAGAAGGUUAUGCUGCUGAAACGAACCGAGGAAGCUGCGCGCCAGCUGGAGUCGACUAAACUGCUUAACCGUGGCUAUACCGAUGAAUUCCAAGUGCGCGAAGAUUUGAUGGGCUUGGCCAUAGGUUCACACGGUGCCAAUAUACAAGCAGCUCGCCUAUUAGAGGGUGUAACAAAUAUUGAGUUAGAGGAGAAAUCGUGCACCUUCAAAAUAACCGGCGAAUCUGAAGAUUCUGUGCAGCGAGCACGCGCCAUGCUCGAGUAUGCCGAGGAAUUCUUUCAGGUUCCUAGAGAGUUGGUGGGUAAGGUCAUUGGCAAGAACGGUCGAAUUAUACAGGAAAUCGUAGACAAGAGCGGAGUCUUUCGAAUUAAGGCGUUGGGAUUCGCACAGAUCGCAGGCGAUGACGAACAGGAUCAAAACAUACCCAGAGAGCAUGGUCAUGUACCAUUUGUGUUCAUUGGUACCGUUGAAAGUAUUUCGAAUGCCAAAGUGUUGCUGGAAUAUCACUUAGGGCACUUGAAGGAAGUGGAGCUGCUGCGUCAGGAAAAAUUGGAAAUCGAUCAACAACUGCGCGCAAUACAAGAGUCCACAAUGGGUUCUAUGCAGAAUUUUCCUGUUACACGGCGAUCGGAACGAGGUUACAGUAGUGAUAUCGAGUCGGUGCGUUCGGGUCGUGGUGGACCGCGCGGGCGUGGUAGAGGACGAGGCGGCGGUAAUGGGGGCAAUCAGCGUUAUCAUCAAGGUCGUCGGGACGAUGAUGACUACAAUUCCCGCGGUGAUCAUCGUUACAAUGACCGCAGCGGCGGUGGUGGUGGUGGCGGUUAUCGUGGCGGCAACGAUCGACGAGGUGGUGGGGGUAAGCAAAAUGGACGCAGAGAGCAAAAUGGCAGGGAUCUCGGCCGAGACCACUAUCACAAUCAUAACGACGAUAUGCGAGAGGACACACGUGAAUUGAGUAGUGUCGAGAGAGCUGAAAGCAACUCGUCAUACGAAGGCAGUUCAAGAAGGCGCAGAAAGCAAAAGAACAGCAACGCUGCUCAUAAUACUAUUCUUCUUGUUGUAGCGAAUGGUGGGGUUACCAAUAACAAAUCCCAACAAAUCAAACAACCACAAAAUGUAGAAAACAACAAAAACAACAGUGGGGGUGGCGGUGGUGGUGCCGGCAGCUCGUCGGAGCGAUCGAAACAGCAGAGCGUGAACAGCAAAGAUGGCAGUAAUGUGGCAAUUAAAGGUAACAAUGAGAAACCACAGCAGCAGCAGCAGCAGCAAUUACAACAGCAGCAGCAGCAGCAGCAGUUACCACCGCAGCAACAGCAGCAACAACAACAACAGCCACAGCAGUCGCAGCAACAGCAGCAGCAACAACAGCAGCCGCACCAUCAACAACCGCAGCAGCAGUCGAAACCACGACGCAACAAUAAAAACAACAGAAACAAUCAUGCGGACUCGCUGCAGCCGCAGGAGAACAAUAAGCGGGAGACACUUGUCAAUGGAACGUCCUAAUGGGGAGUAAAAAUGCUAGCGCAUGCAAUAGCCUCAACAGCAACUACAGCAGCGACUGCAGAACAUAAACAACUAAACGAUGGGGAAUUAGGUUGCAGCCUAACAUCUUCAAAUCAUUAAAUGAAUUGAAUGAGCUAAAAACUAAAACACAAAAUAAAUAAAAAAUAAUGCAAAUAUAAAAAUAAAAAAUGAAACAAAAAAAAAACAAAAACAACAAUAAACAAAACACAUUAAAACAAUAUAAAAAAGAAAAGAAAACAAAAAAAUAUAAGUUGAGAGAAGAUUUUUUUAAAAAAUAAAAAAAUACGUAUGAAAAAAUUAUAAUUACAUAAAACUGAAAAUUAAAUAUGUAGAAAAUAGUAUACUAACUCGAUACAAACGAAUUAUACACACACACACUCACAUACAUACACCCGCAUACAUGAAACACACAACAAUCAUAUGAGAUAAAAUAUGAAUGCGUGAGCAUGACAGGCAUUAACGCAUAAAAUUUAAAUUUGAAAAAAUAAAAAAAAAUCAUAGUUUUAACACAGAAGUACGCACCCAAGUCCAUUGAAUAUUGAUUAUUUAUGUAUACUGUCGAAGCAAUAUUAACCGACCAGUAGCAAUAGAAGUGGAAUCUAAAAGUCGAAACCGUUUUACAGAGUAAACCAAAUGUCGACGAGUUGUUCGACGAGUUAAUGCGCUGCUGUGUUGGUAAUGCGCAACUUGCCACUGAAUUUGCAAACUUCAAAAAAUAAACUUCAGAAAAGAAAAGAAAAAGCAACGGAUUCCCUUGAAGAAGCGUGCAUAAAAUACAAGAAAUGUCAAUGCGGUGCGUGCCAACUGUGCACAACCUACAAAAUUUAACAACUUCACAGCCAGGCUAACAGCAUUCAGGGUUCAUUCAUUUCUUGCGUGUCAUCUGUUCACUUUUCGCUGUGUUGCUUCAUUUGCAUUUUCGCUUUCUGCUUUCGAAUAUAACUUUAACUACGCUCGUUCCCAUUUCCAUUUUCAUAUGCAUCAUUCUUCGUUAACGCACUCGACUCAACUCAACUAUCGCUUGCUUUCUCACUUUGACGUGUAUAAUUCAUUGUACAACUUGACAAAAAAAAAAAUGCAAACAUUUUCUUUAUUUCUUGAACGUAUAUAACUAUUUUUUUUUUUGUUAUUCGAUGAUCAAAAUUUUAAUACGUUUAUCUGUAUAUCUGUACUUUCGAACUGUAGUUGUCAGGUUGCAAAUUGCUCUAACACAAAAUCGUUAGCGCCUAGCAGAAGAAGUCGGCAGACCCAACGCCGUUACCGGCACCUAGAACUACACACCUACGCACACACAUAAAAAAAAAAAAUAAUAAUAAAACAUGCCCACCACGCCGCCAUUUCAAAGCAAUUCAAACAAAUGUGUGCAGUUGUGUAAAGGAAACAAACAAAAAUUACAAUAGCAAUGUAAUGUUAACAAAAACCAAACAACCGUAAAUUUGUUUAUUGCCCCUUUGGAAAGAGUGAAACAAAAACAGGAAGACCAUCAGCAACAGUAGCAAAACUAACAACUACGUAAACUUUAUUUAACACUUUGUAAUAAUAACAUUUAUUAUUUUUAAUUUUUUUUUUUUCACAACCAGUGCGUCAUAUACUAACUUAAUAUUUAAUUAAAUACUCUUAAAUUAUUUAAAAGGAAUAAAAGAAAAAAUUAUAAAAAGCCAA